GAGUAGUGAGCAGCUAUGUUGUGGUAUGAAAUAUAACAGUAUCGUGUAUACAUUUGAUUUUCAACGAACGGUGGCCCUGAUUUCUGAUUUCUGAUUUGUGUGCAAUGUUCCUAACAUAAGUGUUUUGUGAUGAAAUGUUUUCUUGCGUUAGUAUUGCUUCUGUCAUUCCAAGCUGUUAGAAGUUGUGAAAAGGUAUGUAAGUUCCUCUACAACAAUCCAGACGAAGACUGGGAAGAUCUCGAUGACGAAUCUCUGACAUCUUUCGAAGAACCUGUUGCGCAAGGAACAGUUACAGGUUUCAUAACCAUAAGAUUAGAAACCUCCGCUCCGGCUGAAAAGUAUGACUUCCUACGGUUUAUUAGUACUGCAGAUAGACAAAGUCAACCCCUCAUCUUAUUACUGGCAAACAACGGACUAAAAGUCGGAAUAAAUGAAAAAUUAAAAAUAGAUGGAAAGAAGCAACCCAGUGUAUGGGUACCUAAGAACCUAUCAAAUAAGAUCAGAUAUAUUCAAAUAUCUGAUCUAGAUCCUGGUUUUUACAAUGUAACCAUUGGAGACCCUGAACGUAGCGCUGAACUGAAAUGGAAUUACCAACGUCAACUGACUACUCUUAAACUUAAAGACACGGUAGCAAUAGCGAAUAUUGGUCGAUGCAGUUGUACUGUUUACAAGUACAUAUCAGCUUGCUCUGACGCCAUUCCAAGACUUUGUGAGGAAGAGAGUAAUGUAAUAGAGACUGUGAACCUCGGUUCCUCCUCCACUCUCUCCUGCACUGGCUCUGGAGCUCCUUAUCUUGAUGUGAAGUGGACCAAAGAUGGUGAACCUACAGAUCUAGUGCCGAACAACAUCCGCUCAACCACUGAAGCUGAUCACAUAAUUGAGUCUUCACUCACUCUAGAUAUCGUCACAACUGAGCACCUCGGAAUUUGGACCUGCACAAUCUUUAACAAAAACUCCGGAUACAGUGUAACUAAAAGAUACACAUUAAGUUACACUAACCGUGUGUCUCUGCUCAGCUCGCCUUCAGAUUACUACACAGGUGAAAACACAGAGUUCCAGUGGGAAGUAGAAGGCUGGCCGUUAGACCAGGUUACACUUGAUUGUGGACGUGAGCGUGCCAUCACAACAGAUAACAGUGGAUACAACUCCUUCACUCCUCCGAGGAUCGUUUUGACGCUGACCUUACAGAACCAGAACGUGGUGACCUGUUUUCUGAAGAAUGGACAGACAGUCCUGGAAACCCGUCAGAUCACUAGAGUUGGGUACAACUGUGAAGUAGGAGAACGUGGAGUUGGUAAAGACUGUGAGCCGUGUCCAACAGGACAAACUAGUGUUGCUGGUUCAGAAGUGUGCUUCCCCGAUGUGAGUGAUUGCUCUGAAGGACAGUACGGUUAUGGAACUGACUGCAACCAAUGUACAAACGGAAAAACUAGCCGUGCGAAAACAAAGAAAGUGAAUGGAUGCUUUCCUGAUAUAAGUGAUUGCUCUGAAGGCAAGUACGGUUAUGGAUCUAACUGCACCCAAUGCCCAGAUGAAAAGACAAGCUUUGAAAGGACAAAGAAAGUGAAUGGAUGCUUUCCUGAUACAAGUGAUUGCUCUGAAGGCAAGUACGGUUAUGGAUCUAACUGCACCCAAUGCCCAGAAGAAAAGACAAGCUUUGAAAGGACAAAGAAAGUGAAUAGAUGCUUUGCUGAUACAAGUGAGUGCUCUGAAGGCAAGUACGGUUAUGGAUCUAACUGCACCCAAUGCCCAGAAGAAAAGACAAGCUUUGAAAGGACAAAGAAAAUGGCUGGAUGUUUUCCUGAUAUAAGUGAGUGCUCUGAAGGCAAGUACGGUUAUGGAUUUAACUGCACCCAAUGCCCAGAAGAAAAGACAAGCUUUGAAAGGACAAAGAAAAUGGCUGGAUGUUUUCCUGAUACAAGUGAUUGCUCUGAAGGCAAGUACGGUUAUGGAUCUAACUGCACCCAAUGCCCAGAAGAAAAGACAAGCUUUGAAAGGACAAAGAAAGUGAAUAGAUGCUUUGCUGAUACAAGUGAGUGCUCUGAAGGCAAGUACGGUUAUGGAUUUAACUGCACCCAAUGCCCAGAAGAAAAGACAAGCUUUGAAAGGACAAAGAAAGUGAAUGGAUGCUUUGCGGACGUCAGUUAUUGCAAAGAAGGACAGUUUGGUUAUGGAAAUGACUGCAAUAAAUGUCCACAUAAAAAGACAAGCAUUGAAAGGACAAAGAAAAUGGCUGGAUGCUUUCCUGAUGCAAGUGAUUGCUUUGAAGGCAAGUACGGUUAUGGAUCUAACUGCACCCAAUGCCCAGAUGAAAAGACAAGCUUUGAAAGGACAAAGAAAGUGAAUGGAUGCUUUGCUGAUACAAGUGAGUGCUCUGGAGGCAAGUACGGUUAUGGAUUUAACUGCACCCAAUGCCCAGAAGAAAAUACAAGCUUUGAAAGGACAAAGAAAGUGAAUGGAUGCUUUGCUGACGUCAGUUAUUGCAAAGAAGGACAGUACGGUUAUGGAAAUGACUGCAAUGAAUGUCCAUAUAAAAAGACAAGCUUUGCAUUGACAAAGAAAGUGAACGGAUGUUUCCUUAAUAUAAGUAGUUGUAAAGAAGGAGAGUUUGGCUACGGAAGUAACUGCGGCCCAUGUCCUGAAGGGACAACCAGUUCGGCUUCAACAAAACUAGUCGGCGGUUGUGAAAAAGUCAAACCAAACUUCUACAUACCUUUAGGAGCAGGGGUGUCUGUCUUUAUCAUUCUUAUAGCAGUUAUACUCACAACUUUCAUAAUCAUCCGAAAAAGAAGGUCAGCAAGGACAAGUUAUGAAUUGGUAUCAAGAUUCAAGCCUUCAACAGUUCCUGCAGUUGAGGUUCAUCGUAAUGCAGACAUCUCUAAACAAGGAGAAUCAGGCUCACAGCGUGAUAACCAUGGAACCGGCAGCACUCCUACCAUGCUGGACAACUUUAUCGUUGAUAACAGAUACAAGUCUGUGGGAGAGAAAAGUAAGAAUCGUGAAAUCUUGAGAGGAUUAACACUGGAUUCGCUGAUAAAUUCAUCCACUGUCCGCCAAGAAAAAGAGGAAGACCAUUAUGCUAAUAUCUCAGAUAGGCAAUUACUGCAACAAGGCAACCCCGACGAGGAAGAGGAGGUACUUUACAUCAACAAUGAUAAUCUGAGAUCUUCUUCAAAUACAAGAAGGACUGAUGAAAGAGAGGAUGACACGUACGCGACUGUGGAACUAGUGCAGGGAUCCAGACUGAGAAACAGAAAGACAGUGCCACUGGUGAAGAGACCGGAUGUUCAGUAUUGUACUAUUACUGAGCUAAGAGAAAAAACUACUCCUGACAGUCAUUACAUUAACAUGGACAGCAAAUAGACGAGUUUUGUUUCUUAGUGAUUCUAAUUAUUUGUGGUUCUUUUUUUGGUGCUUUAGAGAUUUAAAUUUUUUGUGACUCUUUUUUUGCGACUCUUUGUUAUUUGUGGCAUAAUGCCGUCUAUGUCGUAAUGGCAUCACUUUUCAGAGUACAGUGUAUUCGAGACUACUUUUGUUAGGGGCGAUAUCUAUUAUCACCAGUUGCAGUAUUGAUAUUCGAACAGUCGGUUGAUCUGGUAAACUUUUAAAAUCAAACGAAGAUUCCGACAUUAAAGUUUCGUGUUUAAUUUUUAUAUCACUCCUAUCCGUAUUCGAACAUUUAAACUGUACAAAUAUUGUAAAUUUAUUCUGUAUGUUUUGUACUAGAAAGCUCACAUCAAUUUGUUAGGUUGUUUUCGUAAAAUUGUAAAU
Messenger RNA from Bolinopsis microptera, 3771 nucleotides. RefSeq lists its product as uncharacterized. Bases 130 to 3363 code for a protein of 1077 amino acids. Lineage: Eukaryota; Metazoa; Ctenophora; Tentaculata; Lobata; Bolinopsidae. The record is from RefSeq and is a predicted model, not a curated record. The transcript is spliced from 3 exons.